Messenger RNA from Ostreococcus lucimarinus CCE9901, 2448 nucleotides. RefSeq lists its product with no specific name. The transcript has a single exon. Lineage: Eukaryota; Viridiplantae; Chlorophyta; Mamiellophyceae; Mamiellales; Bathycoccaceae. The record is from RefSeq and is a predicted model, not a curated record. Gene Ontology annotation, biological process: proteolysis. Bases 1 to 2448 code for a protein of 815 amino acids. Gene Ontology annotation, molecular function: cysteine-type peptidase activity.
AUGGACGCGCGGAUGCGGCGCGCGAGGCGCGAGCACGAGAAAAUCGCGCGAACGUACGCGGAGGCGCACGAGAACGUGGGGACGAGGGAAAACGGGACGACGCGCGACGCCGACGCGCUGCGAAGGGAACGCGUCAAGACGAGUCAUCUGAUAGCCAAGGUGAACGAAACGAAAGUCGGCGCGAACGCGACGCUGGUGAGAAGGAAGGAGUAUUUAGACCGGAUGAUCGCGAACGCGGAGGAACGGGAGGCGUUGAUGGAGGACGGCGGAUCGGAGGCGCGAGGCGGAGGCGCGGCGACGACGACGACGCGCCGGGACGCGCCGCAGGAAUGGACGACGAUGGGGCAGAUGGCGGAGAGAAAGUCGCCGGCGAAGUCGCUGAGGGAGCGCGAUGCGAGAGAUUUCCAGCCGGAAAAGUAUAGAUUUGACGACGAAAAGGCGUCGCCGAGCGCGGCGGAGGCUGUCAACGGGUUGAGCAGAGCGUUGGACGACAUAGACGGAGAUUUAGGGUCGAUGUCGUCUCUGUCGCCCGAUAGAUAUCCAGGACGAAAAGAAACGGCGAGUUGGGACACGUUAGCGCGACAACCGACGUCGCACGGCAGUAGACAGUUGGACGCCGCGCUCGGGCGCGCGGGGGCUCCCGAGGCGAAGUCGACGCCGACGACGAUUUCGACGUACUUUAAGAAGAGCGCGGGUGCGACGCAGCCGACGACGACGACCGCCGCUGUGGACGAUUUCGCCGCUGCUGCGACCGACAAGAGUCGCGAGCGUCUGCCGAUGUCGCCGCCGCCGCCCAAGCGUCGAGCGAAGUCGACGCGCGGCGACCCGGCGUCUCCCAUGGUGGUGGAUCUUCUGGAGACGAGCGACGAGGAGAACCCGUUGGAGAACGAGUCAAGAGGGGUGCAAAGCUUGGAUCCAGUGAGUCUUACGAGCGAGAAUGGUGAAAUUCGCCGAUCGACGCGCUCGAGUAGGUAUCGCUCGCUGCAGAACACCGUCGGCAACUUGGCGACGGAUUACCCAGACUCGAAGACGAAGGGGUCGGUGCAAAUCACUCUCGGCGACUUGGAGCACCUCAGAGACGGCGAGAUGCUGAACGAUCAGUGCGUGGACUUUUAUUUGAAGUACAUUCAAGUGGAAAUGUUGGGCGCGAACGCGUUUGAGAUAUUAGACAAGGUGCACAUUUUUAACAGCUUUUUCUAUCAAAAGCUCGCGCAAAAGCACGAUAGAGAUCGAAGCAACGUCGACGCCGCGACGGCAUCGCACGCACGCGUGAAGAAUUGGACCAAGGGUGUGGAUAUCUUUACGAAAAGCUUUCUCAUGAUUCCCGUGCACAGCAAUUUGCAUUGGUCUUUAGUCAUCGUUUGCUAUCCAAACGGUACUGAUGAGCGCCAACCGAUGAUGCUCCAUCUCGACAGCAUGACGCAACAUGGCGGGCACAACUCAGAAGUCGUGUCGAAGACGGUCCGGCGUUACCUGAGCAAAGAAUGGAAAACGCAAAAGGGCGACGACACUGAAUCAAAAUUCGACGCUCGAUACAUGCCAACGUAUCGCGUCAAUGUUCCGAGACAAAACAAUGGUUGCGACUGCGGCGUUUUCAUUUUGGCCUUUCUCGAAAAGUUUUUAACCGAACAACCCGAGAUUUUGAAGAAGAGCGAUGUUCAACGCGCGGCGCAAAAGCGCUCGUUUGGAAUGGACGAUGCGGGCAAGUUUCUACGAAAGAACUGGUUUCCCAACGAGUUCGUGGACGAAUUGCGCGCCAAGUUGAGUCUCCUCGUCAUCCAGCGCAUUCAGGCUUCGCUCGCGGAAAACGACGCGUCAAAGCUCAUUCUCAACGCGGCAAAUGAAGAGCAAAUGAAAGACUAUGAGCAUCGGCAGUGGCGAACGAAACAAGCGGUUUCAAAGGCUGAGCGUGACCGUAAGAAGAGAAUGGAAGCCAUGGAAGCGGAGCGAAGACGCAAGCUCGAGCCGCAAGACCUCUCUGACGACGACGACGCCAAAACCAAAGCCUCCGACGCCAAGGAUGUAGACUUUGAGAUUUCUCGCGAAGUCAGGGUGAAGAAACAGCCGACGAAGACUAGGCAGACGCAGAUAUUCUCGGGAUCCCACUGGAACAAGGCGAGAGAGAAAGAACCCGUGCGCGAGGAGACUCGCGACGAGAAGCCAUUCGAACCCUUCGCGGGCCCGUCGUACAAAAUCGGGCGACACACGCGCGCGCGUGCGCCUUCUCCGAGCGCUGAUUGGACGAGCGGAACGACCCGUCCCAAGUAUGGUAACGCCAACCUUUUGAAACGAGCGGAACGAUCGCGAGCGAAGCAAAACGGGGAAGAGGAACGGAGCGCCGCCGACGACGAAUCCCCGGGCCAGGCCAAGGCGAAGCUCAACGACGCGAAUGAAAAACUUUCCGAGAGAAUCAAGGGGAUGACGUCUCGAGUGUUCUCGACGAAAUAG